AUGGCUUCUUCUACUAUUCAGACGGCCGAGCCCGUGAUUCAAUUGAAGGGAGCGGUUGACCCCAAGGAAAUUACUUAUGGCUACUUGAGAGACAAGGUGCCAGCUCACUGCUUUGAGCGUUCAGCAGUCAAAUCCUUCUCCUACCUCGUCCGCGAUAUCAUCUACGCUUCCGUGCUUGUAUGGCUCGCCCUCAAGAUCGAUCUCCUACCUACUCCUCUUAUGCGCGCCUGCGCAUGGGUUCUCUACACUUUCGUCCAGGGCUGCGUGGGCACCGGAAUGUGGAUUAUCGGACACGAGUGCGGACACGGUUCUUUCUCUGAGUACAGCAAGCUCAACAAUGUUGUCGGAUGGGCUGUGCACUCUCUUCUGAUGGUGCCCUUCUUCUCGUGGAAGAUUACCCACGCCAGACACCACCGUUACCACGGUCACAUUGAUAAGGAUGUUGUCUUCGUUCCUUCCACCGAGACCGAGGUCAAGGCCCAGGAGACCCAGGAGCCCACUAUGCUCAGCAAAUUCACCGAGCUGGUUGAGGAGACUCCCCUCUACCAUGCCGUUACUUUGCUCGGCCACCAGGUCCUCGGAUGGCAAUUGUACAUGUUUUUCAACGUUAGCGCUGGAAACAAGAGUCUCCCCGAGAAGGGAACUGGUGGUCCCAAGAUGUUCAGAAACAGCCACUUUGACCCCACUGGCUCCCUGUUCACCAAGGCCCAGACCCCUCUGAUCGCGAUUACCGACCUGGGUCUUCUUAUCACUGCGACCGCCCUUUACUACUUCGCUACCCAGAUUGGUUUCUGGAAGGUUGCUCUGCUUUACGUUGUGCCCUACUUCUGGGUUCACCACUGGCUCGUUGCUAUCACCUACCUGCACCACACUCACCCCACCGUCCCCCACUACGACGAGGCCAACUGGACUUUCGUCAAGGGCGCCCUGGGCACCGUUGACCGUCGCUUCGGCUUCAUCGGACGUCACUUCUUCCACGAGAUUAUUGACUACCACGUCAUUCACCACCUGUUCCCCAAGAUUCCUUUCUACCACGCUGAGGAGGCUACUGAUGCCAUUGUGCCCUACCUCGGAGACCAGUACCGUAUUGAGGAGGGUCUGUUCCUGAAGGAUCUUGUUAACACCUUCACUACCUGCAAGACCAAGUACGACCCCGACUCCAAGGGAGAGUUGCACUGGAAGUUUGCCAAGGAGAAGGGCAAGAAGCUUAACUAG
Penicillium pulvis is the source of this 1215-nucleotide messenger RNA. RefSeq names its product oleate delta-12 desaturase. The transcript is spliced from 3 exons. Bases 1 to 1215 code for a protein of 404 amino acids. Gene Ontology annotation, molecular function: oxidoreductase activity. The record is from RefSeq and is a predicted model, not a curated record. Lineage: Eukaryota; Fungi; Ascomycota; Eurotiomycetes; Eurotiales; Aspergillaceae. Gene Ontology annotation, biological process: lipid metabolic process.